AUGGCUGCACGAGGGAAACCACCCCAGAUCGCGACUGUACGAAAUAUGGCCAAUUUACUCCUUUUUGAACGAGAAAUCAAAUCUGAAUCCAAGCCUCCAUCAACAGUUGGUGUCAACUGGGUACAAAACUUUGUCAAUCGUCAUAAUGAGUUAAAAUCCAGAUUCUCCCGAAAGAGUCAAUGCAACUGGUUGAGCUUUACAUACAAUGAUUAUUCUGAAGGGAAAGAUGCAUCAAUCCUGUUGCCCUUGGAUGUUAGCUGUUUCUCUCCUCUAAAGAAGGCGUACGGACAACAUAUGGAAGAGCAAAUGUGGCUUGACAUUAAUCACAUUGAUAAGAAAGAGUUUUUGACUCUAUAUUCAGCAGCUCAUAUGAAAGCUCUGAAUGAGAACAACAUCAAAAGUGGUUUCAAAGCUACAGGUGCUGCUAUUUUAGCAAAGGAAAACAAGGAACUAAGAGCUGCAAAUGAGAAGCAAAAGAGAAAGUGA
Molecule: messenger RNA, 486 nt
Organism: Histoplasma mississippiense
Lineage: Eukaryota; Fungi; Ascomycota; Eurotiomycetes; Onygenales; Ajellomycetaceae
Exons: 4
Coding region: 1-486 (161 amino acids)
Molecular function (GO): nucleic acid binding
Source: RefSeq, a predicted model, not a curated record